Messenger RNA from Chiloscyllium plagiosum (whitespotted bambooshark), 2041 nucleotides. NCBI's taxonomy places the organism in Eukaryota, Metazoa, Chordata, Chondrichthyes, Orectolobiformes, Hemiscylliidae. The record is from RefSeq and is a predicted model, not a curated record.
UUCGUGGUCCAGAUUUCUCUUGGAGAAAGAGGGACGGGUCACAAAAGUGGCGCUUGGAUCGUGAGUUUCUAUGUGUUGUCAAGGAAUUCCUCGCCUCUGCCCUUUAUCUGGUAAAGUCAGGGGGAAGCAGGGUGUGAGGCAAAGCCUGUGGCAGCGUGAGAGCCAGUGAUCAGGCUGGACCUGUGACCCUGUGAUGAAACACUCGGAGGCGAACAAAAAGGCAGCGUGCAGUGACAGGGGAGCGGCUUCAGAGACAGCGACGGCACGGGACCGAGGAACCAAACACACUGAAGGAGACCAGCAUCUGAGAUCCAGAGCAUUCGGGGCUAACCCAAAAACCAGGGCUCCCACUGUCUGAGAGAAUCGGAAGACUCAAGGAGUCCAGCGGAUGGUUGGACGUGAAGAAUGUGAUGCCUGAAGGUCAGAGAUUCGAGGGCUGAAUGCCUGCUUCAUUCCCACAGAAGACACUGGAAUUCUUCGGGCACUUGCGUGAAAGUUUCCCAUGAAAGUAUUCAGAGAAAACUAAUGCUGUUGUGCCCCAUUAGGAAUGUCCAUAACCCUGAGCCAUAAAGCCUGAAUUUAAGUCCCACCUGUUCCAGAGGUACAAAGUCGGAAUUCACUGAACAGAGUAAGGAACUUCGAAAAUUCAGCUCUUACAUUCAUCGUGAAUGAUUCUUAACCAUAUCAAUUACCAUAAGAAAUAAAGAAGAUCUUUAAGAAUUAACACUUUAAAGAUAUUCUGCUUCAAAAAUGAAUGAGAGUGAUGCAACUACAAUUUCAACUACUUCUUUUAAUGCAACGCUUGAAAAGGAAUGUGAACAAAAUUUCAUGGAUAUGGAAUGCUUCAUGAUUCUGACAGAAGAACAAAGAAAGGUUAUUGCUGCAUUAUGUUUGACAGUGGGGCCUUUUACUAUUAUAGAGAACAUUUUAGUUUUAUGUGUCAUAUUCUUUACUCCACAACUUCGAAAUCGACCUUCUUAUUUGUUUAUAACUAGCCUUGCAUCUGCUGACCUCUGUGCAAGCAUUAUUUUUGUGUACAGUUUUGUCGACUUCCAUGUUUUCAAACACAAGGAUGAAAAUUAUGUUUUCUUAUUUAAGCUUGGGUGUGUCAUUGCAUCUUUCUCAGCUUCUGUGGGCAGUUUGCUGCUCACUGCCAUUGACAGGUACAUAUGCAUUCAUAAGCCGUCUGAAUACAGGACAAUUUUAACGAGACGAAAAGCAGUGACCUUCCUUCUAUUCAUGUGGCCAGUUGCUGUUUUUAUUGCUUUUCUUCCUUUGAUGGGAUGGAAUUGCAUUAAGUUACAAUGUCAAUGCUCUGAGCUAUUUCCUCUUGUAGAUGAAAGCUAUUUAGCUUGCUGGACUAUGUUUAUAACUUUCCUAUUAGUAUUAAUAAUUUAUGCCUAUAUACAUAUUCUGUGGAAAGCCCACGUUCAUUCAAUCUACAUGGAGAAACAGAAAGAGGGAAGGAAAGGACAAGUAAAAAUGGGCCACACACGUAUGGACAUUAAACUUGCCAAAACAUUGGGUCUCAUAUUAAUAGUGCUGAUUGCUUGUUGGUCUCCAGUAUUGUCUCUGAUGAUAUAUGAUGUAUUUGCCAAGGUAAACAAAGGCACCAAAAAGGUAUUUGCUUUUUGUAGUAUGCUUUGUUUGUUAAAUUCUACAGUAAAUCCCAUCAUUUAUGCCCUAAGAAGUAAAGACAUGCGAACUGUAUUGUUAAAUAUCUUGUUGAGGCACAAGAGGCAGCUACCAUCUCUGGAAGGCAGCACAGAAUCAGAUGGACAUUUUAAAAACAACAAUACAAUUGUGACCAUCUCUUCAGUUGAGCAAUGCAAUCUUGACAAUUCAAAGAAUGAUCUCUGAAUGAAUCAAAUCAUUCUUCAACUGAAUCCUAAACAUUCAGGCUAAGAUAACUCCACUGAGACCAGUAUCCCCCGUUACCAAGUCCCCUUCAAUUACACAUGCAUCGUACUUGACACUGGUCCAGCUUCCUCAGAGUGAACAGAAUCUCUGACACUCCUGUUUAUAUCUGUCAGCAAGAACU